Messenger RNA from Cajanus cajan (pigeon pea), 1194 nucleotides. Its product is annotated as homeobox-leucine zipper protein HAT3. Gene Ontology annotation, molecular function: sequence-specific DNA binding; DNA-binding transcription factor activity, RNA polymerase II-specific. Gene Ontology annotation, cellular component: nucleus. The record is from RefSeq and is a predicted model, not a curated record. NCBI's taxonomy places the organism in Eukaryota, Viridiplantae, Streptophyta, Magnoliopsida, Fabales, Fabaceae. Gene Ontology annotation, biological process: regulation of DNA-templated transcription.
CACUCUGACCCAGGUCAUAAUUAACUCUGCAUCCAUUCACUAUUUUUUGCUCUGUCUAUAUAUAUUAUAGUUCCAUCCAUCACUGCAAAAAGCCUAAAGCCUGUUACACACACUGCCACCAAAGACCACCCUUUUUCUUCUAUUUUGCCCUGCCCCUAAACAAGAGAAGCAGACACACACACACACAUUGGUGGUUUCUUCUUCUAAAAAAUGGGUGAGAAAGAUGAUGGCUUAGGGUUGAGUUUGGGUUUGAGUUUGGGAGUGAAUCAACAACCUCCUCCUUUCAAUCACAUGCACAAACCUCAACAACUCCUUCCCAUCAAUCACAACAACAUUUCCUUUGGUGAUUUGUUUCACCUACCAGAUCGGAGCUCCGACGUGGCGCGAGGAAUCGACGUGAAUUCUGCGGCGGAGUGCGACGAAGACAACGGUGUCUCGUCGCCGAACAGCGCGGUGUCGAGCGUGAGCGGCGGCAAGCGCGGCGAGAGGGAGGACGAUAAUGCCGCCGGCGUGGGCGGCGAGAGGACGUCGUGCUCGCGUGGGAGCGACGACGACGAAGGCGGAGGAAGCGGCGGCGACGGCGGGAGGAAGAAGCUGAGGCUGACGAAGGAACAGGCUAUGGUUUUGGAAGAAACGUUCAAGGAGCAUAACACGCUGAAUCCGAAAAGGAAGCAAGCGUUGGCAGAGAAGUUGAAUCUGAAGCCUAGACAAGUAGAGGUUUGGUUUCAGAACAGAAGAGCAAGGACCAAGUUGAAACAAACCGAAGUGGAUUGUGAAUACUUAAAGAGAUACUGUGAGAAUUUAACUGAAGAGAAUAGAAGGAUGCACAAAGAGCUCCAAGAACUUAGGGCACUGAAAUUAUCUCCACAAAUGUACAUGCAUAUGAACCCUCCCACCACUCUUACAAUGUGCCCUUCUUGUGAGCGUGCUCACUCCUCUGCAUCCUCCUCCUCUCCUGCCACUGGCCACUCGGCAACUGCACCAAACAAUCGUAAAUUGUUUGGUGCAAAUAUUCGACGGACAGCACCGGUUAGCACAUGGCCAUUUGAAGGUUCAGUCUCUCGACCAUAAUUGAUCGAGGGUAAUGAGAUGAUUUUGGGGAUGAUGUCUAGACAUUUUUAGUUACUAGACAUGUAUGCAUGGAAUGUGAAAAAAAAAAUCAAAUUAAUUGCAAUGGAACACUAAUUUGUGGUU